AUGUCUGGCAUCCAAGCAUUUGUUGAAGAAAAUCGUUCAAAUCUUAUUAGACUCCACUCACAGAAGAUGAGACUUCUUAAAAACACCAUUGAUGAAGUUCCACUCAAUGUUCUUUCUCAAAGAUUGCAAACUCAGAAAAUGGAAUCAAGUAAAAUACAUUCAACCAAAUAUCACUCAUUAAAGAACGAGUACAUCUCUAAAAGAUCCACUCUGAUGAGAGAUCUUGAUUUUGAAAUCCAAAGAUGUGUGGAAAAUAUAUAUUCUCCAGAAUCAUCUUAUAAUGAAGAAAAUUAA
Trichomonas vaginalis G3 is the source of this 294-nucleotide messenger RNA. RefSeq lists its product as uncharacterized. NCBI's taxonomy places the organism in Eukaryota, Parabasalia, Trichomonadida, Trichomonadidae. The transcript has a single exon. The record is from RefSeq and is a predicted model, not a curated record. Bases 1 to 294 code for a protein of 97 amino acids.